This is a messenger RNA of Python bivittatus (Burmese python), 2317 nucleotides long. Lineage: Eukaryota; Metazoa; Chordata; Lepidosauria; Squamata; Pythonidae. The record is from RefSeq and is a predicted model, not a curated record.
CCACUCCAUCCCGCUGGUGCUGCGGCCCUUUGGACGGGGGCGCUUUGCGGAGCUGCCCACCCAGCCUGGCCUGCCAGAGUCUUCCCUCAUGCUAGAUACGCUUCGCCCGCCGGUAGCCUCUCUCGCGUCGGACAUGGCGAUCUGCAAGACGGUGGCGUGGCUGAAGGAGCAGCUGGAGCUGGGCAACGAGCGGCUGCUGCUGAUGGACUGUCGCCCGCAGGAGCUGUAUGAGUCCUCGCACAUCGAGUCGGCCAUCAACGUGGCCCUGCCGGGGAUUAUGCUGCGCCGUCUGCAGAAGGGCAACCUGCCGCUGCGCGCCCUCUUCUCCCGGGGCGAGGAGGAGGAAUUCUCUCCAUUCCAACCAUUUCUUUUUGUUUUCUUCCCAGGGGGUUUCAGCAAGUUCCAGGCAGAGUAUGCCUUGCACUGUGAAACUAAUCUAGACAGUUCAUGUAGCAGCAAUUCUCCGCCUUUGCCAGUCUUGGGCUUGGGUGGUCUCCGAAUCAGCUCUGACUCAUCUUCAGAUGUGGAAUCUGAUAUUGACCGAGAUCCUAACAGUGCCACCGACUCUGAUGGCAGCCCUUUGUCUAACAAUCAGCCUUCCUUCCCAGUGGAAAUCUUGCCAUACCUCUACUUGGGCUGUGCCAAGGACUCUACUAACCUGGAUGUUCUAGAAGAGUUUGGUAUUAAAUACAUAUUGAAUGUCACCCCCAACCUGCCCAAUCUCUUUGAAAAUGCUGGCGAGUUUAAGUACAAGCAGAUCCCUAUCUCUGAUCAUUGGAGCCAAAACUUAUCCCAAUUCUUUCCUGAAGCCAUCUCCUUUAUAGAUGAAGCUCGGGGGAAAAAUUGUGGGGUGCUUGUGCACUGCCUGGCAGGGAUCAGUCGUUCAGUCACCGUGACAGUUGCAUAUCUUAUGCAAAAGCUCAACUUAUCCAUGAAUGAUGCCUAUGACAUUGUCAAAAUGAAGAAAUCCAAUAUCUCCCCCAACUUUAAUUUCAUGGGACAGUUGCUGGACUUUGAGAGGACUCUGGGGCUGAACAGCCCCUGUGAUAACCGCAUGCCCAGUCAGCAACUAUAUUUUACUACUCCUUCCAAUCAAAAUGUCUUCCAGGUGGACUCUUUGCAAUCUACGUGAGGGCCAACUGAUCAUCUGUUCUUUCAACCUUGGGUAUUGUGAUCAUUCCACGAUGCUUCUCUUUUGACAGCUGCAGAGAACUGCAACUCUUGUGGGCCCUGUAUUUUGGUAGUAGCUGCCUCUGAUUGAACACAAUAAAGGUUACAAUAUUUGAAAUCUGCUGUUGCAAAGUGAGGGACCUUGCUGGGUUUUCCCAGCAGAAGAAAAACACAGUAAGCUACUGCUUCAAGUUGGACAGUAUAUUGUGCUUAAUGCACAAAAGACACUUAUGCAGUGACUUAAAAUUUAGGGUUUCCAAACACAGAUGGGAGAGAAUGAACACUAUAAGUACACAUCUGUGUAUGUGACACUGGGAGUUAUGUAAUAUGUGCAUUUAUAAUAUAUGUUGUCUUCAGUGAAGACUUGAUUUUUUUUUCCUUAAUACUGAUUUAGGGAAGCCAAAGAGAUUUCAGUUCAAUGUAUUUGGGAAUAUCUGUCUGCAAAGAGUUUUGUAAUACCCAGCUUGAUCAAUGUAAAUCUUUUCAAUCUCAUGAAUGACAUGAAAGUUGCAAGAGAUCAGCUUGAGAGAUAUCAUCUCUUUGCAUUCUCCAGUGAUUAUUACUUUUGGAGCACAAAUGACUCAUCUGCAGCAUGCUUAAUUUCAUUGUAGAAUUAGGCAAACUUCCUUGGUUAUAAAUGAAUAUCUAUGCCUUUGAGUUUGUUUAUUCAGUUUUGUGAAUGAAUAGUCUUUUCUAUAGUUAUAUAAUUUUUAUUUUGGGGGGUAUAUCAUCAGUUUGGUCUCAUGAUUUUUGGGAUAGGACCCUUGCCUUUAUAAAGAAUCCCUGUUGCAUUCUUUAAAAAAAUGGAGGAAAUCAUUUCUUCAAACUGAAGGAUUGUACCCUAACCCUUUUUAUUGGUCCAAUUCUAAAUAUAUAUACAUAUUUUUAAAAAGUUGAUAAAUGCUAAACAGUGCAUUACCUCUGUGCAAACACUUCAGGGAGCUUCACCUCAAAUGCAAUAUUUUGCAUUUAUUUUUGUAGAAAACUGGAAGUGUGUGUGAACAUUGUGUACCUGUAUAAAUGCAAGAAGAUCUUGCACAUGAUUGUCAGUAAGGGAGAGUCUCAAAUUUGCUAGUGUAAAGUUGGGAUGUUAUUCUCAAUAUGUAAGAACUUAAAUUAUUAAUAAAUGACUAUUUUUGGUUAUUGA